Acinonyx jubatus (cheetah) is the source of this 225-nucleotide messenger RNA. It is a transcript of the gene DEFB136, whose product is annotated as defensin beta 136. The coding region runs from base 1 to 225 and encodes 74 amino acids. Lineage: Eukaryota; Metazoa; Chordata; Mammalia; Carnivora; Felidae. Gene Ontology annotation, biological process: defense response to bacterium. The record is from RefSeq and is a predicted model, not a curated record. The transcript has 2 exons.
AUGACAGGAGGUGAGAGGACAGAAUGUAAAAGUUCCAUUCUUUUUUUUCCUUCAGGGAAUGGAUUGUUUGGACAUGAUGGAAUACAAAUCCGUACUUGCACUGCGCUCAAAGGCAGGUGCUUCUUCGGUUGCAGAGUGGGAUGGACUUGGGUUUCAUUCUGUCACAACAUAUUGUCUUGUGUAAAAAUGUUGAAAAAUAAUCCUCCCCAGGUCGAUGAGUAUUGA